This is a messenger RNA of Oncorhynchus tshawytscha (Chinook salmon), 7055 nucleotides long. Its product is annotated as synaptopodin-2. Gene Ontology annotation, biological process: positive regulation of actin filament bundle assembly. The transcript is spliced from 5 exons. Gene Ontology annotation, cellular component: Z disc; nucleus; actin cytoskeleton. Lineage: Eukaryota; Metazoa; Chordata; Actinopteri; Salmoniformes; Salmonidae. Gene Ontology annotation, molecular function: actin binding. The record is from RefSeq and is a predicted model, not a curated record. The coding region runs from base 107 to 5296 and encodes 1729 amino acids.
UGGGAAUUAUACUGCACUGUGCUGCUCUUGGUUUCAUAGAGCCCUGUUGGUCCAACUCCGGACAAUUUGAUGAUAGCGGUUUUGGUGGGAGCCUGUUGCGUGUGGCAUGGGCACUGGGGAUUAUAUCUGUGUUACGGUGCACGGAGGCGCGCCCUGGGGCUUCAGUCUCCGGGAGGGAGAGGGGGAUGCCUACCGACGUCUGCAGGUUUAUCAGGUGGAAGAGGGCGGUCAUGCGUCCCUGGCCGGGAUCUGCGAGGGGGACGAGGUGGUGUCGCUGAAUGGAGAACCCUGCGGGGAGCUUUCCCUCCCGAAAGCAAAUGCUCUCAUUGACGCCUCCGUCGACUGCCUGCAACUACUGGUCAAAAGAUGGCACACCCUAUCCCCUGAGGAUUUUCAUUCAGAGACCUACUUUGGCACAAGGGAGUCCUCUGGUGAGGCUUUGGAAAGCACCACCCUCCACAUCCUGUCCCCUGGCAGGUCCCAACCCCCCAGGGAGCUCUACAUCGCUGAUUCCCAGGACGAGGCCUACUAUGGGGAGACUGAGAGUGACACGGAGGCCCCCGGAGGGAUCCAUCUGGUCCGCACCCAGCUCUGCGUACCUGCGCCUGAGGAGUGCCAGUUCCCCAGAGGAGGAGGGGACAAAGGUCGAGAGGGACCCCAGGGGGGGAGUUUCUCCCCUGGGGCAAUGGUGGAGCUACAGUUGUCCCUCGCCGAACACACCCUGGAGGAUCCCGUCUGCACCUCCCUGGGGAGUGCUCUUGGAAUAGAGGGGGAGAUUCAGGCGAGAGAGGCCCUCAAGAACGAGGCCCUCCUUCACACCACCACCCACUCGCUCUACGUCCCUGGCCCAGCUAGGGAGCCCCUAAGUCAGCAUGGAGUGGUGCUGAGCUCCCCCUCUCUGCUGGGCCAGGUGGAAGUCACCCUGCAGCACCCAGCAGCCGGGAGGGGCUCUCCUCGCCUGGUAGAAGGGGAAGUCGUCUAUGGGGCCAGUGGAAGUGUUGGUGAAGCCCCUGGGGAGGAAGGAGGAGGGAAAAGCCAGGGAGCUCCCGCCUCCUUCACCGUCUGCUUUGGAAUUCCCACAGAGGGGGCAGAACCAGCAGCGGAGCGAGACUCAGAUUCAGAGAAGGACCUUGAGAAACCUAACAAGCACCGGGCCAAGCACGCCAGGCUCAGGCGCAGUGAGAGCCUGUCAGACAAGCAGGUGAAGGAGGCCAAGUCUAAAUGUAAGCGCAUUGCUAUCCUUCUGAACGCUGAAGCUCCCAACCCCAACAACAAGGGGGUGUUGAUGUUCAAGAGGCAUCGACAGAGGGCCAAGAAGUACACACUCGUCAGCUACGGCACCGGUGAGAGUGAACCAGAGUACGAGGUCGAUGACAGCGACGAGGAAGACGCCAGAGCGAUCAAAUUUACCCUCGUAGCCACCACCAGCGGAUCAGAGCUUGAGGAGGACUUUAUCACUAAUGCCCAGGGCGGUGGCAGAGUGCUAACCUUCGACUGGGACACAGGACUACUCGAGAUCGAGCGCAAGCUCAACUCCGGAGAGGAGAUGGAGCAACUGCCCAACACCACGGGAAAGGGGGCCACAAUGUUCGCCCAGCGCCGUCAGCGCAUGGAUGAGAUCGUUGGCGAACAUGAGGAGAUGAGGCGCCAGGGGAUUCCCGUGGAGGGGGUACAGGAGGUGGAGAAACAUGCAGCCUACCAGCAGAUGGAGGAGCGCUCAUACAUGCAGGCCACCACAGAGAGGCAGGCCUACAUGGACUUUAGCGUGCACCAGAAGCAGCAGCAACAGUAUCAGAAGUACCAAGAGCAGCAGUACUAUGAACAGCAGCAGCAGCAACAACAACAGUACGAGCAGCAGCAACAACAACAGUACGAGCAGCAGCAGUACCAGCAGCAACAACAAUAUCAUCAACAGCAGCACCACCAGCAGCAAGAGUACCAACAGCAGCAUAUUCAGCAGUACUCGUCUAACAUGAAUGGCAUGGCCAACCAUCAAACCAAUGAAAUGCAGAGUUCCAUGAGCAAUCAAACUGCCCAACCCUUCUCUUUACAAAACCAGAUGCCCGCCCUGUUUUCUCCCCCAGUGAGUGGGAGCAACCAAGAGAUGAUGGGUCAGGGAGAGCAGAUUGCCUCACGCGACGAGCGCAUUUCGACACCGGCAAUCAAGUCUGGGAUCUUACAGGACACAAGGAACAGGUUCAAGGGCAAGCCAAUGUUCAAUUUCAAACAAGCACCCAAAGUGUCACCCAACCCCGAGCUUCUGAAUCUCCUCAACAGGAGUGACAAGAAGUUGGAUUCCGAGUCAUGCACGGAAGAGGACUACCUUAGCUUGGGAGCUGAGGCUUGCAACUUCCUCCAGUCACCAAGGGUCAAGCAUAAGACGCCUCCACCAGUCGCUCCCAAGCCCAUCAUUAACCCCAACUCUCCACCCUGGUCCCCUCAGCCUGAGCUGGCCAACCAGGAGUUGCCACUGCAUGCUGAAAAUAGAGUCCCUGCACCUGCUGCAGCCCUUGAGACCGAGUCCGCCCCAGAACUGGCCCCAGAGCCCUCCCCUCCUCUUGCCCCCCAGGAAGCUCCUGUUCCUGCCAAGCCCCCCUCUCCAGCCAAACACACAUGGAGUCCCCCAGGGUCCCAGGCACAGCAGCAGCAGCCCCAGCAAGUGCCAGCUUGGGGAGGAAAUGGUCCCUCACCAACUCAGUCUCAUUCGCAACCCGAGCCUCAAGCGAGUUCCUGGGCUCCGUCACUAACACAGGCAUCACAGCAGCCACUUGUGAGUACUUGGCCACCUGCUGAAAUGAAACACCAGGCUCCAGCUCCAAGUAAGUCCCCACCACAUCUCCCUUGGGUGACUCCCCAACCACCUCCUCCUCAGCCUCAGCCACCCAUGAAUUCUUGGGCUAUAGCACCUGCCCAGUCACAACUCCAAUGGGUUCAACCUCAAGAACAGCAACAGCCCCAGGCACCUUGGGCUCAACCUCAAGAACAAGCACAGCAACAGCCCCAGGCACCUUGGGCUAAACAACCUCAGCCUCAGUCUCCAGAACAGGCUUGGCCCCAGGCCCAGACUCAGCCACCUUGGGUGUCAUCACCUCAGCCUCCAAUGAAUGCAUGGACACCACCACAGAGCCAUACCCAGCCACAACAACCACCUUGGGCCCAACAAGCUCAACCCCAACAUCCAGCUCAGUCUCAACCCCCUAUGAAUGCAUGGGCCCCAGCACCUGCUCAGGCUCAGGUCCAGCCUCCAUGGGCCCAGUUAUCUCAAGAGCAAGAACAGCCACCCAUGAAUGCCUGGGCCCCAGAUCAGAAUCAGGCCCGGCCACAGCCACCUUGGGUCCAACCACCUUCAACCCAAUCCCCACCCCAGCAAAACUGGCAACAACCACCUCCACAGCAGGCACCCUUACAGCCACCUAUGAAUGCAUGGGCCCCAGCUCAGGCACAGCCUCAGACACACACAAGUACCUGGGCCCCACAACCACAGCAAGCCCCAGUGAAUACUCAGACCCAGAUGCACAGAGUGUGUCAACCUUCUCCAAAACCUUGGAAUGCUCCACAAAGUGCUCCCUGUUCUACUCCUCCACCUCCCCCACAGCGAAUUAACUCUUACACACUUGGCGAAAGGUCCUCGUCACCCGUCAUCAAUCCAAUGGCAACCAUUUUGGCACCAGUAGGAGGAAUGGGCUCGGCUUUGUCGAUGCCAGCGGUUAGGGGGAAAGGAGCCGAUUUGUUCGCCAAGAGGCAGUCUCGUAUGGAGAAGUAUGUCGUGGAUUCGGACACUGUGCUGGCAGCCACUGCACAGGCAGCUCAGCAAGCCCAGGCAGCCACUGCGCAGGCAAACAAGGCAAGGCCCACGUCGCCCUCUCCCUCCGUACCUCAUCCGUGGAAAUAUUCGCCCAAUUGCAGAGCUCCCCCUACAUCGAAUUACAACCCCAUACAGUCCCCUUCCUACCCACCAGGGGCCAUUAAGCAACCUCCUCCAUCUAGCCCGGCGGUCAAAGCAAAGAAAGGGAAAGGCAAGCCUGCCUGCAAACCCCUUGCCGUUAUAGAUGUCAUGAAACAUCAGCCUUAUCAGCUCAAUGCCUCCCUCUUUACUUAUGGCCCAGCAGUGGAGGCUGCCGAGGCUGCCAAGGCCGCCGCACCAAAGCCUGCCCCACUCCCUCCAAACCAAAACCAACCAAUAAGAUAUGAGCAAGCUGCCCCUGUCCAGCCGGCUGGACAAAUGAAUGCUCCCUAUUCACAGCAGCCCCAGCAGCUCUACGGGAUUACCCCUCAACCACCCAUGCAUGAUAGUCCAUACCACCCAGCUUCACCUAAUGCUUACCAGCCAUCUAACAAUCCCUACCAGCAGGUUCCUGCUGGCCCUUACCAACAUCCAUAUAAUCCCCCUUACAAACAAGCCCCUCCAGCCCCUUAUCAACCCCAGCAGCAAGCUCAAAACCCUUCUUACCAACAGACCCCCCAAGGUCCUUAUCAGCCAGCCCAUAGCCCCCCCUACCAAGCAGCACCCCAAGCCCCAUACCAGCCACUACCUCCCAGUACCUACGUGGUGCCCAGCUUUCCCAUAGCGGCAAAGUCUGAGUCCAUCUCUGGGGGCAGCACCGCUCCAAAGCCCAGGUUCAUGGCCAAAAAGAGUUCAGCCCAGGCAUUUGGCAGGAGCUACUCUCUGUCCCCACCCGCCGCCAGAGCACCAUCGCUGGGCCUCCGGUCAUCGUCUGGGUCCCCUUCCCUCUCAUAUAAACCCCGGGCCUCGUCUGCUCCAGCACCCCAGGGGAGGCAGAUGUCCUGGCUGGACAAGAGUUACAAGCCUCCUUCGCCCUGGGAGGCCGCAGCCCGCCACCCCAUGGGUCUGGUUGACGAGGCCUUCACCUUCCAGAACCUCCAGCAGGCCAUCGCCUUCAACGUGUGCUUGGCUGCCCAGCGCAAGCUGCUCCCCGAGCCCCCAGCUGAGUGGAAGUCUAGGGUGUCCUACGAUCCUCCCAGGAUGACUGAGGGAUGGAACCCGAACCAGAGAUGGAACCAGAGGGAGAGCCAGACCCAGAGCCAGGGUCAGAGCCAGAGUUACAGCAGAGUUAUGCCUCCGUUCCUGUCCCCAACCAAGAGUACGGCCUCAGCCCCCGCUGGUCCAGCUGGCAACAGGUCCCUGCCCAGACAGUUGCAGCCCCAGAGGUCCCUGACGGAGGCCAAUAUCGAGCACUCUGGGGCCGGUUAUGGGAACGGAAGGCCCCUGAGGGGCCAGCAGCAGCAGCCGAGCUACAGAUCUGUGUACCACACCGACUGGAGCUGGAGACGCUAGAGGCAGACAAACAUGAUGGCUACUUAUCUUCAUAACAAGACCAGAAAGUAACUCCAAGAUAUUCAGAUGAAUAGUAGUAAGGACCAUAUAUAUAAUCAGCAUAAAAUAAAACUUGGGACAAUGGGAUAACACAAGGGUUGAGGAGAGCGAUGGGAUAGUUUGUGGUGUGUACAGGAGAGAGAUUGAAGGAGGUUGGAUCUGCUUAUUCGGUUGCACUGAGAAUACUGCUAAGAAUAUACAGAUGAUAAGAGUAAAUGUUUUGGUAUUGGGGACACUGUCAAUGAUGGUUCUAUUUUAGUCAAAUGGGAUGCCAUUGAGUUUCACUUCAUCAAGCUUUCAUUGGACAGAAAUCAAUGAGUGAUUGAAGCAAAAAGAAUGGUGUAAUUGCUCUGUCAGAGGCUUUAAUUUCCUCCAACACUGUGAUGUGAUGGUAGCAUUCAAAGUAAGUGAAAUCAAUAGUAUUUCUUCGGAGGAAGAAAUGGGCAUAAAGUAUGUUGUAAGGCAGAAUGUGUGAUUGUCAUGUAUAAAAAUUAAAGGAUGGGAGUAAUGAAUGGACAUGUAGAUUUGUGUCAAAAACCUUUAUACAGUAUGGAAUACAGUGGGAAAUAUACUGCUAUGUUCGCUGUGCAUCAAAACAGAUCACCCACUCACCAAUGACCACAACAAAGGUCAGUUUGAAAUUGCUGAGUGGUACAAUAAUGUGUGAUGACAAACUAAGACCUAGUGCAAUAGCAUUAGUUGAUAGGGCACGAACACGAAGAGAAACACACAAAAUAACACAGGUGUUAUAGUAGUAGUUGGUGGCCACAUAUACGUUGUGGGGAGUUGGAUACGAAAGGGUCACGUGUUAUGAUUUUACCGUUUUAUUAUCCAGAUGACAUAAAGUGCCACUGCGGAUGUAUUUAUUUAGCAUGCUGGUUUUUGUGGUGUUCGUGGAUUCGCAUGUCUCAACCUAAACGUGUCAAUAUGAAUAUGGUUAAUGCUUAGGGAGUCAAUUAUAGUAAACCAUUAACAAUCCAGAGCAAGGGGCUAAGAACACAGGGCUGAAUACUACUGUGAGAUGCCACACGCAUCUCCAACUUCCAUAUAAAUCAUAUAUAUAUAGGUAAGUCCUUUAGAUUACCUUAAUACUUUACAUUAAUAAUGUUAAACAUACCUUAAUGUAAAGUGAGAUCCAGUUAUGUAAGAGAUGAGAGUUGACACUAGGUGCAUUCGAGAGUGAGGGAUGGAAAUAGUGUUCUUGGACUUUAAGUAGAGCACAGAAUGUGUUAUUUGCCGAUGUCCGUGGCUGGUGAUAAAGUUGAUAGGAAAUCAAUAACUGUCAUUUUAUUAUGUGGUCAUGGACAUGUAUGGUGUGGAUCAAGUUGAAAUUGUGAGACACAUCACUUGCGUUUGCCUGUGUUGCUUACUUCUUUCAUGGAUUCUCAUCAGUCCAGAAUGAAGAUUUUAUGUGCGAUUGAUCAAAUUCAGAAUUUUCACGUAUCAUCUCUUAUUAUUGCGAGAUUUGAAAUUGUUUAACACUAAUUAGUAUCUGUCAUGUGAUUUUACAAAGUUGUGUAUGUGUCAUCAGCAACAAUAUAUUGGAGUGAUAAGAGUGAUAUUUUUUUGUAUUUUCAUUUAUUUUACAGUACUUUCAGUCCAAACAAUUACCCAAUGUCUGUGUACUUUUUGUCGGUUUUGAUUUCAUCAUUUGAUUUCUUCACUUUGAUUUCAGUAGGCAGGAUGAGGCAUUUUGGGAAAUAAAAAAGCAUUGAACUAC